AUGGGAAGCGUGGAUGAAGUUCAAGUCAAGAGCAAAGAUGACAGCGUGUCCUUUGUGGUCAAGACUGUGGGAUCCCACAAGAAACUGGAUGAUGAGCUGGCCUUGGUUGACCACAUGUCAUAUUACAACGAGGCCACCUUCUACGAGCAGAAUCUCAGCGACAGCAUUUGCGCUGCUGGGGCACUGUGUCCAAAGGCGUUGCUGGUGGACCGCACCGAAGAUGGAGAACUUACCAUUUGCAUGACAAAGCUGCCAGGAAGAGGCUUCUCUCGAAAUCCUGAGCAGACGCGUCAGGCGCUGCAAUGGCUGGCAAAGCUACAUGCUCUUUUCUGGGGAAAACCAGCUGAUGAAGUUGUGAAGUCAGGUGUGGCGGAGCGCGCAUGCUUCUGGGAUCUCUCGCGGCGUCAGAUCGAGCUGCGUCGCAUGCCGAAGGAUGUCUUGCGCCACGCCGCCAAGGGCAUCGAUGCCAGGCUCCAGGCGGACAAGAUGAUGACCAUGUGCCAUGGUGAUCCAAAAGGUGCGAACAUUAUGUACGAUGAAACAGAAGGCGUUUCCUUCUACGAUUUCCAGUGGUUUGGGAAAGCACCUGCCUCGAAGGACCUUGCGUACUUCUUUGGUGUGGCAGCACAUGGCUUGUCCGGCGAAGAGACUGAGCGAGAACUGCUGAAGUUCUACCAUGAGGAGCUGUGCAAGCUGUUGGAAGCCAAAUCGAUCUCGCCGCCUAACUUCGAAUACCUAUGGAAUUCGUACCAUUUGGCCCUGUGCGAUUUGGGCCGGUGGAUGGUGGGCGGCUUUUCAUUUGGAAACACGCGACUCAUCUUUGGACACGUGAAGGCUUUGACCACAGCACUUGCAGGGCUGGACUCCGAGCAGGCAUGUCAGGAGAAGAUUUUCAAGCUCUACCCACCCUAA
Cladocopium goreaui is the source of this 912-nucleotide messenger RNA. The record is from the annotation of a GenBank genome assembly. Lineage: Eukaryota; Dinophyceae; Suessiales; Symbiodiniaceae.